Molecule: messenger RNA, 1362 nt
Organism: Megalops cyprinoides (Indo-Pacific tarpon)
Lineage: Eukaryota; Metazoa; Chordata; Actinopteri; Elopiformes; Megalopidae
Gene: cep57l1
Product: centrosomal protein 57, like 1
Exons: 10
Coding region: 1-1362 (453 amino acids)
Cellular component (GO): centrosome
Molecular function (GO): microtubule binding; gamma-tubulin binding; identical protein binding
Source: RefSeq, a predicted model, not a curated record
AUGGAAUCAUUUCGCGAUCAGAAUGUAAGUCUGGGAUCCCCUUUUAAACACAGCUAUCUCGGAAGUUUCCACCUUCCUCCGGAGAGGAGGUCGUUGCCUCUUUACACGGAGGCCCCAUCGGGCCACAUAACCAAUACCAUGAGCCUGCCGAAACUAAACCUAGAGAGGUACCGAACAACAUCGGACGCUGGCAGCAAAGCGGUGAUUGCAGCCCUGAAGACUCUCCAGGAAAAGAUGCGCCGCCUGGAGCUUGAGAGGGUCCAGGCGGAGAGCAGCAUGAAGCAGGUGAUGCGAGCCGCCGACCGCAACACCGCAGCCACCGAGCGGCCACUGAGGCGUAAGGAAACCCCGGAGAGAGAGGGCAAGCCCAACAAAGACCUCGUCUCACAGUUGGAGUCAGCUGAAGCCCGCUGUUCCCUUCUGGAGAAACAGUUGGAUUACAUGAAGAAGAUGUUGGAGUCGGCCGAGCAGGAGGGAAACUCCACCAUACAGAAACAGGUGCAUGUCCAGAGAGAGAGGCUGAAGGACCAAACUGGACUUCUAACGCAGCUGGAGAAGCUUGAGAAGCUGGAAAAAGAGUACCUGAAAUUAAGCAGCACUCAGUCCGUAGCACAGAAGAAGAUUGAGCUCCUUGAACAGAAAUUACGCGAGGAGGAACAUGAGCGAAAACUCAUACAGGAGAAAGCAUCUGAGAAAACAGCAGUGGUGGCUCCAGCCCAUCUGACUAAUCCCAAGGCCAAGCAGAUGCCCUUUGUGGCUGGAAUGUCCACAGGCCGCAGUCACUCAGUGAGCGCCAACGUGCAGAGCGUCCUGCACAUGAUGAAGCACCACCACCCGCAGCUGUGCGACCCGGUGCAUUCCCUCAGGAAGCCCGGCUCUGACACCAGGAGGGGCGCCCGUCGCGCCCUGUCCUCCAGCCAGUCAGACCCCGCCCUGGACAGCCUGUCCGAGCUGCUGCUUGCGCUGCAGGACGAGCUGGGACAGAUGAGCUUUGAGCACCAGGAGCUGGUGAAGCAGAUUGAGCUGACGGGGAAGCAGAAGUUGAAAGAGGACCUGGAGCGGGAGCUUGACUGUCUGGUCAAGCGUAUGGAAGAGAAGGGGGCUCAGAUCUCCCAGCUUAGAAAACACCAGCUAGUGGUGCAGAAGCUCACGCAGAACUCCCAGAAUCCAAAGCAGCGGGCAGCCAGUGCUGAUGGCAGAAUAGGUCGGGUGAGCUGCAGCAAGUCGCUGCCAUCCUCUCCGGUGCAGAAGACCCCACAGGGCCCCAAGAGCAAGGGUAACCAGGGCAACCGGCAGCCGCCCAAGAGGGCAGUGAGGCUACAGACCAAUCUGAAGAAAGAUGACAUCAUGUGGGAGACGUAG